This is a messenger RNA of Cavia porcellus (domestic guinea pig), 6080 nucleotides long. It is a transcript of the gene Marcks, whose product is annotated as myristoylated alanine rich protein kinase C substrate. Gene Ontology annotation, biological process: actin filament organization; central nervous system development. The coding region runs from base 2359 to 3315 and encodes 318 amino acids. The transcript has 2 exons. Lineage: Eukaryota; Metazoa; Chordata; Mammalia; Rodentia; Caviidae. The record is from RefSeq and is a predicted model, not a curated record. Gene Ontology annotation, cellular component: actin filament bundle; cytoplasm; plasma membrane. Gene Ontology annotation, molecular function: calmodulin binding; actin filament binding.
GGCUAAGGACGCGUCUGGGAGAAAAUUCGAAAGCGAGCUAGCAAUCACCCCAAUUUAAAACCGAUAGGGGGGUGCAGAGGAAGGGGCACGAUUCACUUUGAGGGCGGGGGGAAGCAGGAUCCUUAAAUGAGCCUUUAGGAACCUCCCGGAUGGUGGUGCUGGACCAGCCCAGUUGGCUGUUGGAGCUGGAACUCUCCUAGGACGGGGGAUCGCAUCCAUCCUGGCGCCCGGGGUCUUGGGCCGGGCCAGCGGGCUCCCUUAAGAGCACUGAUAGCACGUUUGUUGGCAAGAUGCGUUUCUGCGAACACGUCCUUCCAUCUGCCGUGUAUUCGGAAUAUGACCUCGCGACUGAACAAUGCAUCCGAAGGAACUGGACAGGGAGGAGAUGACGCUUCAUGUAACGAUGUUCAGCUCGGUGAUUUGCAAAACAACCCUUGAACAAAGAGUUAUUGGCUGGAACCACCUGUCUUUUUCACUCAGAGUGUGACCUAUUUCCCUACAAUGAGCAGAAAAUUUAAAAAAAAAAAAAAACUGAGAAUUCAGAGCCAGAACCAAGAGAAAUGAACCAUUCCCUCGACUGCCUCUCACGUCCAAAAGGGAAAGAGCGUUCACAUGGCAGGAUCACUAAAUGUAAACGAGAAAAGAUGGCUUGUUGGGUUUUAUAUUUUUUUCUUCCUCCAUAAUGUGUGUGGUAGAGGAAUGACUUGCUGGGCUGUAUCCUGGACGCCCCCUCCAGACACGUUCAAUCAAAGCCUCCACACCCCAGCAGCGGCUGCGCUGGUGACAGGGCUGCCGUGGCCGAGGGAGGGAGCCUGUUUACACCGCCACGGAAGCUUUCCCCGGCCAGAGGGGCACUGGAGCGUCCAGGGAGCCUCCCGCUGCCUCUCCGCACCAAGGCGGUUUCUUCUUUGAGCUGUAACCGGGUUGUGUAGAGUCCCACUGCCGCCGCCCACCUCCCGGCCCUGCAGGGGCUCACACACGCACACACGCUCCAAAACAAAGUCCCUCCGAGGCUGGCAGGAAGCUGAAAAUGAUCCGCGUGGACGCGAAAAGGAGCACCCAAACUGUAGACGUGGACUCCUACUCUCGAGGCUGUGUCUCAGCACAGAAGAAAAUUGUCAUUCGCAGUGAUAAAGCGCCAGCAGUUUCGAUCUUCGGUAAAAAGGCCCUCGUUUUAUGUAUGAAAAGGAAUCACAAAUUGGGAAUAAAUAACCGGAGAGGAAGACUUUCAUGAGCUACGAAGGCCAAUCUCAACAUAUUUUAUUUCAAGCCAGUGUGGGAGAGGGGAGGGAGUGGGCUCCGGCUGUGUGCUGCUUUUGCAUUUUCCACAUCUGGCCUACAGACCUAAUUCCAACUCGCGAUCUGGUUUGAUGAAAUUUGAUCUUCGUGGUUUAAAUACCUUUCAAUGUGGGAAGAUUUAGCAAUUGCAGCAGUUUAAAAAAAGCAAGCCAGCAAGCCCUGCGCGCUGUGAAUCCCAUAUGGAACGCGGAGAGGAAAGCAGGCUACAGCCAACCCCAAUGCUACCCAUUGUCUGUAACACUCACGCGCGCACACACACAUACACACACGCUUACACGCGCGUAAACACACGGGGGGUGGGGGAGGGGAGGAGACAGACGCGGAUACAGACAGACCGGAGUCAAAGCGAGUCAAGUUAAGGCUUUCUCCGCCCCUAUCCACUGGACACCCCCCUCCCGCGUUAAUUAAUUCCAAACAAAGCAAGAGUCAAACAAGAGAAGCAGGAUGGUUUUCAGGCAGAAGGGGACGAGAGGCAUGUAUUUUUAAUUGAUUUAUUUAUUUGGAGGAUAUUAAUUCUCGGCCCGAGACGGAUUUUUCAAACCGUUUGCAAAGCGCGGCUCCAUUGUUCGUCGGGCGCGCAGGCCCCGCCCCCUGCUUUGUGUGCCGCGCGCGGAUUGGCCGGCGUGCGCGGGGGCCGCGUCAGCGCCCGAGAGCCCAUUCAUCUGUGCACUUGGGCGUUGGACCCCGCAUCUUAUUAGCAACCAGGGAGAUUUCUCCAUUUUCCUCUUGUCUACAGUGCGGCUACAAAUCUAGGAUUUUUUAUUACUUCUUUUUUUUUUUAAACUACACUUGGGCUCCUUUUUUUGCGCUCGACUUCUCCACCUUUUUCCCUCCCUCCUGCGCUGCUGCUUUUUGAUCGCUUCGACUAAACCCUUUUUACCGGAGUGUAUUUAAUCGGUUCUGUUCUGUUCUCCUCGACACCCCACCCCCUCCCUCCGGUGUGUGUGCCGCUGCCGCUGCCGUCGCCACCACCGCCACCGCUCGCCCGGUCCUUACACCGACCCGAGCUCUUUGUCUCCGCUCUUGAAUCUGUUGAGUUUCUUUGUUGAAGAGGCCAGCAUGGGCGCCCAGUUUUCCAAGACCGCCACGAAGGGAGAAGCCGCCGCAGAGAGGCCCGGGGAGGCGGCCGUGGCCUCGUCGCCUUCCAAAGCGAAUGGGCAGGAGAACGGCCACGUGAAGGUCAACGGCGACGCCUCGCCCGCGGCCGCCGAGCCGGGCGCCAAGGAGGAGCCGCAGGCCAACGGCAGCGCGCCGGCCGCCGAGCAGGAGGAGCCCGCCGUGCCCGCCGCCGCGCCCGAGCGCGAGGAGCCGCCCGCCGCCGCCGCCUCCGCCGCCGCCUCGCCCGAGCCCGCCGCCCGGGAGCCGCCCGCCGAGGCCGCCGCCGCCGCCGAGCCCGGCUCGCCGUCCGCCGCCGAGGCCGAGGCCGCGUCCGCCGCGUCCUCCACGUCGUCGCCCAAGGCCGAGGACGGCGCCGCGCCCUCGCCCAGCAACGAGACCCCGAAAAAAAAAAAGAAGCGCUUCUCCUUCAAGAAGUCCUUCAAGCUGAGCGGCUUCUCCUUCAAGAAGAACAAGAAGGAGGCGGCCGAGGGCGCUGAGGCGGAGGGCGCGGCCGCCGACGCCGCCAAGGACGACGGGGCCGCCGCCGGGGCCGCCGAGCCGGGCGUCGCUCCCGGGGAGCCGGCGGGGGCCCCGGGCGCAGAGGCGGCCGAGGCGGCGGCGGGCGACGGGGGCGCGGCGGGCGCGGCGCAGGAAGCGCAGCCCGCGGAGGCGGCCGAGCAGCCCGAGCAGCCCGCGGCCGAGGCGCCCCCGGCAGCCGAGGAGCCCGGGCCGGCCGAGGAGAAGAAGGCCGAGGAGCCCGCCGGGCCCGGGGAGGCGCCCUCCGCCGCGGGGCCCGAGCCGGAGCCGGAGGCGGCGGCCGCCCAGGAGCCCGCGGCCUCGCCCGCCUGCGCAGCGCCCUCCGCGGAGCCCCAGCCCGAGUGCAGUCCGGAGGCCCCGGGCGCCGAGGCGGCCGAGUAGGCGCGGCCCCAGGAGCCGAGCGAAGAAGAACUUUUCUCCCCCGUUUGUUUGUUGGAGUGGUGCCAGGUACUGGUUUUGGAGAACUUGUCUACAACCAGGGAUUGAUUUUCAAGAUGUCUUUUUUUUUUAAUUUUACCUUUUUUUUAAGCAACAAAUUUUGAGGGUUUUUUUUUCGUUGUUGUUAUUUUCCCUCUCCCCACAGAUCCCAUCUCAGAUCAUUCUGUUCCCACCAUUCCAACAGGUGGAGGAGCGCUUAGACACCUUCCUCUGCCUUUUUUGUUUCGUUUUGUUUUUUGUUGUUUUUUUUUUUUUUUUUUUUUUUUUGCAUCAGUAUUAAUGUUUUUUGCAUUCUUUGCAUCUUUAUUCAAAAAAUGUAAACUUUCUCUAUCCAUCUAUGGACAUGCCCAUAUAUGAAGGAGAUGGGUGGGUCAAAAGGGAUAUCACAUGAAGUGAGAGGGCCACAUGGGAAAUGGGAGUGGCACGGACGUCGCCAAGAUGCUGUACCACUAGAAACGAUGGUGUAAGGCUGUCUUUUGUUUUUUUUCUUAAGAAAAGUUAUUACGAUGUAUUUUGUGAGGCAGGUUUACAACACUACAAGUCUUGAUCAAGAAGGAAAGAUUAAAAAACACCAAUACCCAGAUUUUUUUAAAAAACAAAUAAAAAACGAUCAUAGUCUUAGGAGUUCAUUUAAACCAUAGGAACUUUUCACUUAUCUCAUGUUAGCUGUACCAGUCAGUGAUUAGGUAGAACUACAAGUUGUAUAGGCUUUAUUGUUUAUUGCUGGUUUAUGACCUUAAUAAAGUGUAAUUAUGUUUUACCAGCAGGGUGUUUUUAACUGUGACUAUUGUAUAAAAACAAAUCUUGAUAUCCAAAAGCACAUGAAGUUUGCAACUUUUUCCACCCUGCCCAUUUUUGUAAAACUGCAGUCGUCUGGGACCUUUUAAACACAAAUUUUAAAACCCAACCAAGCUGUGAUAAGUGGAAUGGUUACUGUUUAUACUGUGGUAUGUUUUUGAUUAUAGCAGACGAUGCUGUCUUUGAGAAUAAAGGAGAAAAAAAUCUUCAGAUGCAAUGGUUUUGUGUAGCAUCUUGUCUAUCAUGUUUUGUAAAUACUGGAGAAGCUUUGACCAAUUUGACUUAGAGAUGGAAUGUAACUUUGCUUACAAAAAUUGCUAUUAAACUCCUGCUUAAGGUGUUCUAAUUUUCUGUGAGCACACUAAAAGCGAAAAAUAAAUGUGAAUAAAAUGUACAAACCUGUUGUGUUUCUUUAUGUCCUGACAAUAACUAAGACUUUCAGGUCUUAGGUUAAUGUUUAGGAAGAUCUUGCAUGUCACCAAAAGUAAAUUUGGUUGUGGUUUUUGAUCUGAAGUUUUCAAGUUCUGAAGUCCAUAAUCAGCAGUGUCAGAUCUGCAUUUAGUUUUCUUUUAAAUCUGAGCAUAAAUAUUUUUUAUUGUAGUGCUCUAUAGCAUGUCUGAUUAAGUCAUUUAGGAUAAAAAAGGUAUGACCCUAAGACUAUAGAGAUGUCUUAUGAGGAUACUCCGUAAAGUCAUUUUCUUGUCAUGCAGGUCCAGAAACUUAAAAAUGUGUGAGAGUCCAGGGAAUCCAGGCUGCAGAUGAGUGGUGACAAUUGCCGCUUCAGAAGCUGAUAGUGUUACCUGCCCAUGUAAUUGCUUAGCGCUUGGCUAAUUUCCAAACCGUUGCUUAGAUGUUGUGAUUUGACAGAAGAAAACAGACUUAUGUAACAAGUAAUGGUAUUGAAUGGACAGCCUCAGUUUAUGGGCCUUUUUUCCUUAAAUGAACAUGUGUUAGGGUCUUUUUAUUGUAGACAAUUUCUUAUAUAUUAAUAAUUUUAAACUAGUUUACUUCCUCUGCUCUUUACCACUCCAUAACAGAAUUGGUUUCCUCACUGGACCCUAGACUGAGUUGAAUUUUGGGGGACAGCGAAUAUCUGCUUUGCUCAAUGCAGACUUGUUCAUACCCACCUAUUUCUCUGGUUUUGAGUGAUGUGCCCUGUAGGGUCUGGGAUCAAACAGUGAAAUACACUUGUAAACCUGAAUGGUGGGUCUUCAGCUCCAUAGAAAAGGGCUUUUUGACGUGCUCUUUUCAUUCAUGAAGUACCCUCCCAAUUAAUAAAGUCAUAAUCUGGAAGGGUGUGUAUUUUUCGUUUGGGUUUCUUGAUCUUAGAGGAUAUGUGAAAGUUGAAAGUGGAAUUUGCUAACCAAAGGACUGACUUAUGGGUCUUUCCCACAUUAACCAACUUCUUCAUGAAUACCUGUUUGCCUGGUAUGUAGUAGGACUCGGUUUUUUAAAAAGGACUUAGAAAAAAAAUAUAACUCCCAAAACGAGUAGUCAGAAAUACUGUGUACAAAAUUAUUAUUAUAUAUUACUAGGUUUGUUCUCUUAACAGCUGGAAUUUAUUAAGAUGCAUUAUUUUGAUUUUAAUCACUGCCUAAAACACUUUGGGUGGACUGGUGGAGUGGUGGAUUUUUCUCCAAGUGAUUACAUGAAAUUUGACAUAUCUUUUCAUCCAAAGUUUUGUAUAUCAUGUUGUUUUCUAAUGGAAAAUGUUAAUAUGGCUUUUUGUACUACUAAAAAUAGCUUUGAGAUUAAGGAAAAAUAACUUGUAUAGUUCAGUAUUGUCUAUUAAAUCUGUAUUGGCAGUAUGUAAAAUGGCAUUUGCUAUGGUUAUAAAAUACUUCCUCUGGAUUAUAAUAAUCAUUUGAUCCAAUUCCUAUUGUAAAAUAAAGUUUUACCAGUUGAUAUAA